Acomys russatus (golden spiny mouse) is the source of this 615-nucleotide messenger RNA. Its product is annotated as olfactory receptor 51B4-like. NCBI's taxonomy places the organism in Eukaryota, Metazoa, Chordata, Mammalia, Rodentia, Muridae. Gene Ontology annotation, molecular function: olfactory receptor activity. The transcript is spliced from 2 exons. The record is from RefSeq and is a predicted model, not a curated record. Gene Ontology annotation, cellular component: membrane. Gene Ontology annotation, biological process: G protein-coupled receptor signaling pathway. The coding region runs from base 1 to 615 and encodes 204 amino acids.
AUGGAGGAAAAGGUAACAGUAACAGAGAUUAGAAAAGUGGAGUUGGAUGUUAAUGGACGAAAGAAGCAACAUGGGUGUUCUGCCAAUUCUAGGGUGAUGAAGAUAGCACUAGGGGCUCUGAUGAGAGGUUUUGUAUUCAUUUUGCCCCCAAUCCUGCCUCUCUUUUGGUUCCCCUGCUGCCAUUCCCAUGUGCUUUCUCAUGCCUUCUGCCUCCACCAAGACGUCAUGAAACUUGCAUGUGCUGACAUUACCUUUAACCCUGUGUACCCAGUUGUUUUGGUUUCCCUGACUUACUUCCUUGAUGCAUUGAUCAUCGUCUUUUCUUAUGUGCUCAUUCUGAAGACAGUAAUGGGCAUUGCCUCUGGAGAGGAGAGAGCAAAGGCUUUCAACACCUUUGUCUCCCACAUUAGCUGUGUCCUGGUCUUUUACAUCACUGUGAUUGGCCUGACCUUCAUCCACAGGUUUGGCAAGCAUGCCCCACAUGUGGUGCACAUUACCAUGAGCUAUGUCUAUUUUCUCUUUCCUCCAUUAAUGAACCCCAUCAUUUAUAGCAUCAAAACCAAGCAGAUUCAGAGUAGCAUCCUCCGUCUACUAUCUAGGCACAGUAGGACUUGA